Molecule: messenger RNA, 1257 nt
Organism: Cotesia congregata
Lineage: Eukaryota; Metazoa; Arthropoda; Insecta; Hymenoptera; Braconidae
Source: the annotation of a GenBank genome assembly
AUGAUGGCAUUUAAUCGUUUUACAAUAUUUAAAUUUUCACAACUAAAAAUAUUUAAAAGACAACUAAGUGUUGUAUCAGAGCCGCAAUUUAUUGGGAUUAAAUCGAAAUAUACAAACGAUCUCAAGUUUAUAAACUCUGAAAAUUAUGAAACGAUUCCAAUUUACAGAAUUUUAUCUGCUUCAAUUAAAAACGACUAUCCGAUUAAGCUGGAUCAAGAUAAAUUGCUAAAAAUGUACCGAGACAUGAUACGAAUUUCGGUAAUGGACAAAAUUUUAUAUGAAUCUCAAAGGCAAGGACGAAUUUCAUUUUACAUGACAAACACCGGAGAAGAAGCAAUACAGAUUGGAUCUGCUUCUGCUCUUACAUUGGAUGACAUUGUAUACGGGCAGUAUCGCGAAGCCGGAGUGUUAAUGUGGCGUGGUUAUAGAUAUCCUCAAUUUAUAAAUCAAUGUUACAGCAAUUGUGAAGAUCCUGGUAAAGGAAGACAAAUGCCAAUCCACUAUGGCUCUAAAGAAUUAAAUUUUGUAACUAUUUCAUCGCCUCUCACCACACAAAUGCCCCAAGCAUCAGGAGCUGCUUACGCACUUAAAUUGAAUAAUCGUGAUGCUUGUGUCGUUUGUUACUUUGGUGAAGGAGGAGCCAGUGAAGGGGAUGCCCAUCCAGCUUUUAACUUUGCCGCUACUCUAGACUGUCCAAUUAUUUUUAUAUGCCGUAAUAAUGGAUACGCAAUAUCGACUCCAGCAAAUGAACAGUACCGAGGUGAUGGAAUAGCAGCUCGUGGGCCAGGCUACGGAAUUCAUACAGUCCGAGUUGAUGGUAAUGACAUACUCGCAAUGCAUCACGUUACUAAAGUUGCAAGGGAUUAUUGUAUUACUAAUAAAAAGCCAGUUUUAAUAGAAGCCAUGACUUAUCGUAUAAGUCAUCACAGUACAUCAGACGACAGUACAGCUUAUCGAUCAAUCGAGGAAAUAAAUAAAUGGAAUCAAUAUUCACCUAUCCUGAGAUUUCGGGAAUAUUUAAAUAUCAUUGGACUGUGGGAUGAUGAAAAAGAAUCAGAGCUUCAGAAAUCAACGCUUAAAGAAUUUAUGACAGAGUUUGCUAUCGGUGAAAAAAAAUCAAAGCCUCACUGGAAAGAAUUGUUCUCUGAUGUUUAUCAGGACAUGCCACCUCACAUUGAGAAACAAAUGCUAACAAUGGAAGAACAUUUAAAGGAGUACGGUGAACAUUACCCGCUCAAUGAUUUUCAACCAAAAUGA